CAAACUGAUUCAUAACAUGAAUCAGUUUAUUGCAGGCGCCAACCACGAAGAUCUCCACUUUCGUUUAUCAUCAUCUGCUGCGAGAGCAUCUAAUUAAGCCAGUCAUGCCGCUACCUGCUGUCUACGGUGCCGUAUACGCGACGGCCACCAGCUCGGCGCCGGCCGGGAAAAUCGACAGCGGCAAGAAAGCAUUGCGCCACCUGGAGAACCUGCCGCUGCUGGUGGCUUCGGAUUCACUCGAGUCCAUGACUACGGAGGGGAAAUGGCUCCCGCGCUUCAUGCGUCGCGCAGUUGUGCGCAGUGUUGCCAACCGUAUCGCUGGUCUCAUCCUGGUGGGAACAUCGGCUUUCCUGGCCAGCUGCAUCGCUACACUGGCCAAGGACGACGCGAUUAAAUUGUCGGCAGUUGAAGCACUGUUCUGGCGCUCUCUGGUAUCUUGGCUGUUCACCGUUUUGGCCAUUGCGACCACUGGCACGAAGAUGCGCGUUAAGAAAGAGUUUAAUCGCCAGCUCUUGCUUCGAUGUAUCUUGGGUUGCAUUUCAACGACACUUUCAGUUCUAGUGCUGGAGAAAUUGGCGGUGUCGAAUGCCACUGCAAUCACGUACUUCAGUCCUUUGCUCGUGUUCGCAAUGGCCGCCUUCUUCCUCAAAGAGAAACCGGGGCUUUUCACAGUAGUAUGCUCUGUGCUAUGCGUUACCGGUGCCGUGUUGGUCGUGCGACCUGCCUUCCUCUUCGGCAAGAACGGGUCCACCGACGCCAAGUGGUAUCACCGCUCCAUGACCAGCUUCGUGACUUCGUAUCUGUUUGGCGAGUCACUGGCCGUUGGAUGUGCUGUCGUGGUGGCUUUCAUGCAGGCAGGUGCUUAUGUGUCGCUGCGCAGCUUACACAAAGUGCAAUAUCUCGUCGUGAUGCAUUACUUCCUGUUCACGAUGACACUCGUAUCGCUGGCGGCAAUGCUUGGCGUUCAGCAUGGCAAAUUCAAGGCGGGAACGUCGCUGGAAACGUGGGGCGCCAUCGCUGGAACAGGUGUGUUGGCCUUCGCGGAGCAGCUCUUCCUCACGCGUGGAUUCCAGUUUGAUGGCGCCGGCGUGCUGGCUGCCACAAGGCUCCUGCACGUUGGCUGCGAGUUUGCGUGGGGCGUCAUCCUGCUGGGCACUGCGUUGAACCCAUGGAGCGCUGGUGGUGCCGGCGCCACUGCAGCGGGGGUUCUGUUCCUCGCGCUGCGCCGAGUGCACACCCACUGGGCAGCGAGACGUAGCUUGAGGAGAAUGCUGCAGUAAAAGUUGCAGGCAACUUCAACACGCUCACACGUAAAUACACAUCACUGUCUCUCAAAAAUGCGAAUAAAUGUGAAUAUUACGUAGUAGUUCUGUA
This is a messenger RNA of Phytophthora nicotianae INRA-310, 1374 nucleotides long. RefSeq lists its product as hypothetical. Lineage: Eukaryota; Oomycota; Peronosporomycetes; Peronosporales; Peronosporaceae. The transcript is spliced from 3 exons. The record is from RefSeq and is a predicted model, not a curated record. Bases 105 to 1280 code for a protein of 391 amino acids. Gene Ontology annotation, cellular component: membrane.